This is a messenger RNA of Dermacentor andersoni, 735 nucleotides long. The record is from RefSeq and is a predicted model, not a curated record. Lineage: Eukaryota; Metazoa; Arthropoda; Arachnida; Ixodida; Ixodidae.
AUGGUCGCCGUCCUCGAAGACAGAAACAUGGCGCCCCACGAGUGCACUCCUUCCUGCAUCGUGUGCGGUGGCGGUCAUCUCACGGGCUCGCAAGACUGCAAAGCCAAAUUCCGACGGCUGCAACAACCGGGCAACCCGACCGCUCAACGAACCCAACCUCGCACUGCAGUGCCCUCGGGUCCUGACGCCACUCCAAAAGCUCCCACUCCUAGCAACAAGAUGACGAAAGGUACAACCGGACCAGCAACACCGGUGGGCACCUUUUCUGGACGUGCCCCCAAGUCUCCUCGCUCAACUAACCCGAAAGCGUCACGGGAUCCGGACGUUCCUACAUUCCAAGAAGGGGAUUUGCCGGCUCUCGAGGGCCCUCCGUCUGGCGCACCAAAGAAUACGUCUCAGUCCAAGGUAGGCAGCCGAGACGGGCCUCCUCCGCCUCUCCGCACUCCUCUACCUUCUCCCCCACCGAAGCUUUCUCCUCAUCCCCCCCUUAAUUCUGACGUCGCGGACCUCCGCCGCGAGCUCGAGACUCUCCGGCCACAAAAUGCUCAACUUAACGCCAAAAUUCACGCGCUAGAAGCGGCUCGGUCCUCCCCGCUCCCGGCCCAGGUAGCUCCGGAACCGAUGCAAGUGGUGCCGGUGGACCUGACACCCUCUAGUUCUGACGGGCGUUUCACCGCCCUCGAAAACGCCCUUGCCGAAUUAACGACUCAGAUAUCAAAUUUUGGCCAAAUCUAA